Messenger RNA from Botrytis sinoallii, 411 nucleotides. RefSeq lists its product as uncharacterized. The record is from RefSeq and is a predicted model, not a curated record. Gene Ontology annotation, biological process: nucleotide metabolic process. Bases 1 to 411 code for a protein of 136 amino acids. NCBI's taxonomy places the organism in Eukaryota, Fungi, Ascomycota, Leotiomycetes, Helotiales, Sclerotiniaceae. The transcript has 6 exons. Gene Ontology annotation, molecular function: catalytic activity.
AUGGCAUCUCAAGCAGCAUGUAUCUUCUGCAAGAUAAUCAAAGGAGAUAUCCCCUCUUUCAAACUCUACGAAUCGGAAAAGGUGCUUGCGUUUUUGGAUAUCAAUCCUUUGUCGAAGGGUCAUGCGCUCGUAAUCCCCAAGCACCACGGCGAGAAACUGGUCGAUAUUCCUGAUGAUCAGUUGGAGGAGAUUCUGCCCGUAGUAAAGAAACUCGUCGUAGCAACCGGUGCAGAAAAUUACAACGUCCUGCAGAACAAUGGACGUAUUGCGCACCAGGAAGUUGAUCACGUACAUUUCCACAUGAUUCCUAAACCCUCCACCGAAGAAGGCAUGUCCAUCGGCUGGCCGCAACAAAAAACCGACAUGGACAAACUAAAAGCUCUCUUUGCAGAGAUAAAAUCAAAGAUGUAA